Pseudopodoces humilis (Tibetan ground-tit) is the source of this 3482-nucleotide messenger RNA. RefSeq names its product coiled-coil domain containing 170 (gene CCDC170). Lineage: Eukaryota; Metazoa; Chordata; Aves; Passeriformes; Paridae. The record is from RefSeq and is a predicted model, not a curated record.
UGUUAAAAAAAUGUGGUGUCUAAUGGUUUUGUCUUCAUCUUGUCUUCACAGGAAUCUCAUGAUCACAUUCUUUUGGAUAUUCCUGUCUCUAGAGAGCAGAUGAAUCACUAUCGAGCUGCAGCUGAAACUGCUCAAAGUGAACUUGCAGCACUUUCAGUGAAGUAUGACUGUGCCCAGUCAGAGCUUCUUAAACUCAGGUCGAGCAUCAUCUCUAAAGAAGCUUCUUUUCAAGAACUGAAGGCUGAAGCUGAAAGUUAUAAGGAAAACAAUGCUAGACUGAUGUCUCGCCUCCUGUCUUUGCAAACACGAAUCCAGGAGAUGGAGGAAGAGCUGUGUGUGCUCGCCACUUCUAAAAACCAGGCUGAGCUGACAGCUCAGGUGGCAUAUAAGGAAAAUUUGGAGCUGAAGGAUGAGCUUCAUGAGAAAAGUACCAAACUUAAUAAAUAUUUGAAUGAGUGUGAGGAAGACAUGACUCAAGCUUCUAAAAUCAGCAAAAACUAUGAAGAACUCCUUACACAUCUUUCUGGAUUCUUGGACAUAGACAUCAGAGAAAAAGAGAAACCACAGGAACAUUUAACAUCAAAGGUCUCUGAAAUAUGUAAUGAAAAUGUGACACUAAAAGACCAAGUUGCUGCUCUUCAAGAAGCUGUGAAUGUCCAUGAGAUGGAGUCUAAAGCUAACAGAGAAACUAUCAUGAGACUAGUUUCAGAAGUGGCCAAGGAGCAGAAAAAGGCAUCAGGAUACUACCAAGACAUGGAAAAACUUAGUAAGGAUCUUGACAGUGCUAUAAUAAAGAGACAGAGUUUAGAGCUGGAGAUCAGAAACCUCCAAGAGAAACUGACAGUUAACCAGAAAGCUUUGGACACCUCAAAGCAGGAACUGCACAAUCUGAAGAAAUCUUCCAGGGAGUUAGAUGCAAGCUUGAAGAGUAGCAGAGAAGAGGCCAGGACUGCUCAGGACUCUUUAGAAGCUUUUAAAGAAGAAAUUGCUACCCUGCUCAGCUGUGGAUCUGAAAUAGUUAAACCUUCUGAGAAGACCAUUUUGGAGAGGAUCCAAGAAAUAAAUUGCAAAGAGGAGAAAAAAGAAAUAAUGGUAUCUCAGCUUGAAACACAAUUAGUUAAAUUGACUAAAGCCUUGGAGAAUCAGACCAGAUUGUACCAGGAAGCCCUGGAGAGGACCAGGAAAGCUGAAAAAUGUUCUGAGAAUUUCCACAAUCAAGUGAAGCACUUGGAAGAAGAAUUAUUAACUGGAGACCUGAUGCAAGAUGGUUUGAAGCUUGAGAAACAAAAAUAUCUUAAAUUUCUGGAGCAACUUAAUGAGAAGAUGAAGCUGGAUAGUCUAUCAGCAGAGGUUGGAUUUGAUAUGACUAUGGAUGUGAUUCUGGCCCGGGUAGAGCAGUUGGUGAAACUGGAAGGUGACGCGGUGGUUGAGAACAAGACUGUGGCAUACAGCCUCCGAAGGAAGUUGAAGGCUCAGAAAGAAAAACUUGAAAGCAGAGAGCUGCACAUGAACCUUCUGCGGCAGAAAAUAACCCAGCUGGAAGAAGAGAAGCAAGUAAGGACUGCCUUAGCUGUGGAAAGGGAUGAGGCCAAUCUCACUGUCAGAAAGUUGCAUAAGAUGAUAGAGAGGCUACAGCAGCAGCUUGAUCUGGCAAGGGAAACAAAUACGGAUCUCAAGGCCAAGCUGUCUGAAACCAGUGAGCUUAAGAUCAAAACUCUGGAGCAGAACAAAACAAUAGAGGAACUCAGUAAGUCUCAAGGCAAAUUGGAAAGAAUGAAAGAAAAAGCUGAGAAACAACUCAGGUCUGCCAAAUCAGAACUUCUUUUAAAGGAGCGUAAAGCUACUGAAGAUAAAGAAAAAAACAAAAAUAUGUUAGAAGCAGUUACCAGUGAGGUGAAGGUGCUUAAAACAACCCUUGCAGAACUAGCAAAAAGAGAGAGACAGCUGGCAGAUUUCCGAGAGGUGGUCUCGCGGAUGCUGGGCCUCGACACUGCCAGCCUGGCUCUUCCUGACUAUGAAAUCAUUACACGCCUUGACGGGCUGAUUCACUCCCAUCAGCACCAUUUCUUCCCCUGUGUCUGCCUCAAAGACAUGGCAAGGACCCCAGAGGAGCAGCAAAGGAACGUCCAGCUUCUUCACUGAAUGGAGAUGGAACAAAGUGAAAUUUUCUGUUUGCUUCCUUGCCUGCUGGACCUCCACAGAAAACAUCUCUGUUUCUGUUCCCUACCCUAGAGACACCAACUAGGGCUGAUUUUUAGAACUUCAACAGAGAGACUGAUAGGAAUGGGUAGAGUAAAUCCAGCAGCCUGGAGAUGGCAAACAGAAAAUCCCUGGGCAGCUUAAUACUUCAAUUAUGAAAAUGAUGGGAAACACAUCAAUGAAGCCCUCGAGUUUCAGUGCAGAGGCAUUGAAGUCAUGGGUCACCAAGGUCAGUUCACAGUUUUGAGAAGUUACUGGAUGUCUGCUUCAGUGGCAUUCCUUGUGUUUUACCUCUAGUUGACAAGGCUGAAAUCAAGUAGGGGUUGUCCUGCUGAUGUUCUUCUUGCCACCUGGGAACAUCUCGGCAUUUUUACACUUAAGGGCUUUAGAUAAUUGUCUGCAAGUUAGAGGAUUAUCUCAAUUUUGGAACAAGAGGGUUUUUUUUUUUCUUCUGUUGGUUUCUUUUGUCUGCUCGUAUGGCAAAACAAAAAAUUACAUUUUUGCAGCAAAGGCUUUCUCACAGGGUCCCAUCACGUGCCUCAUAUAGAUAUAUUUGGUAAAACUGAGUGUUGGCCUUGGUCAUGAUGUCUUGAAAAUUUUGCUUCCAGCUGCUGUAUUCCUUGGGUAAUUAAUCCACAGUGGCAAUUCUUCUGAGUUAAUGAAAAAUUAUUUUAGAAUUCUUGUUCACUACAGAAAAUAGUUGAACUACUUAAGUGUUUAUUUUCAGAGAACUGAUGAUGAUGAGGUGUACAAAACUACCUCUUAGUCAUAAAAACUGCUUUCUGAGUGUUGUUAAACUUCAUGUAUUUUUAAAAAGAAAUGUGGACAAUAAAUCUGUUUUAAUAGCACAUUCAAACUUCAUUAUGUGGUUUUAGUUUUCCCAUUAUAAGUUCUGUAUGGUUGUGUAGAACAGUAAAGACAAUUUACAUAAUUGUGUCUGACCAUUUAUGGGCUUUCCACAGUAUCUCAGCAAACGAUGACCCCCCCAGUAAAACUGAACACACUAUUUUAAGAAGAAUUACACUUUUUUGAGUAAGAGUGGUAAUUUCGAUAUCUGGCUGAGGACUCAAAACAUGUUUUUAUUUAAUUUGCUUCUGAAGAAUUGUUUCUCAGUGACUUGCUGUAAAAUAAAAAAUAAACAAUCAAGCUUUUUUAUUCUCAAGCAUUUUACAAAUGACUGUAAAAUCAGUCACUUGAGAAGACAGAAAUAUUUCUUGCAUAAAUUCUUACUCUCCUCUGGCUAACUGGAUUAAAAUCAGCUUAAUUUUUUGUUUUAUAAUGUA